Lachancea meyersii CBS 8951 is the source of this 432-nucleotide messenger RNA. Lineage: Eukaryota; Fungi; Ascomycota; Saccharomycetes; Saccharomycetales; Saccharomycetaceae. The record is from the annotation of a GenBank genome assembly.
AUGUCAGAAAAGACUCAGAAAGACAUCUUCACGCUCUUCGACAGACAAGCCAGAGGCAAAAUCUCCAAACAGCAACUAGGAGACUACUUGCGCGCCAUCGGAUUCAACCCUACAAAUGCUCUGGUCGAAGAAAUCGGGGCUGACGCGCCCGACGCGUUGACGCUCGAUGAAACAACGGCACUCGUCUCCAGUCAUCGUGAUGCCUUGGACAAAACCACUCAGGGCAAGGUCGAGGACUUCAUCAAGGCUUUCCAAGUGUUUGACAAAGAAAACAAGGGCAAGGUCUCCGUAGGCGACAUUCGCUACAUGCUGACGGGUUUGGGGGAGCGCCUGUCUGACGCAGAAGUCGACGAAUUGCUCAAAGGUGUUGAGGUGGACGCCGAGGGUGGCGUCGACUACCGUAAGUUCAUUGAAGAUAUUCUAAGGCAAUAA